AUGGGUAGCCAAGCAGGCACACCGCAGGCAGCAGAGCCUCAACCAACCCCAGAGCUAUUCUACGAAUCUCAAAACACAACAGGGAAAGAAAGCAUUCUCUUCAUCCACGGUGCCUGCGGAAGCAGUCAAGAAUGGGCAAAUGUCACCCCAGACCUCGUCCUUAAAGGCUACCACGUCCUCCUGCCCGACCUACCCGCUCACGGCCGCUCAAUAACCAUCCAUCCAUUCACGGUCGAAUAUGCCGCAGACCGAGUCAUCGCCUUGAUAGCAACACAAGCAAAGAACGGCCGUGCACACGUCGUAGGCCUAAGUCUCGGCGCACACAUAGCAGCCUGUGUGGCCGAGCGCGCUAAACCAGGCCAGAUAGUAUCCGUCAUCGCAUCUGGGUACAACACUAUUCCGAGAUCGCGGCUCUUUACCUCGCUGAUCAUACCUCCUAUAUACAUGCUGCAUCAUUUAGUCAAUCUUGCGGCGAGUCCGCGUGUGGAGCUGGCGCAGUGGAAGAAUGGGGAUGCGGGGUACGGGCUUAUGACUGCGGUUGUGAAGGCGAUCUUUGAGCCGAGGGUUGUUGGGGAUAUUCGAGCGAGAGUUUUGGUUGUUUGUGCGGCUUCGCCAAAGACUUGGUUGUCGAGAGAUAGAGUUGAAUCCUCGAGGGCGCUUUUUGCCUGUGUUGUUGGGGAAGAGGGGGGUGGGAGUCGGGUUGUGUUGCAUCGCAGUGUUAGGCAUGCCUGGCAUAUGGAGGAGCCGGAUUUGUUUGCGGAGAUGGUGCUGGCUUGGGUUAGAGGAGAGAAACUGGACGUUGCGUUUGAGGAUGUUAGAUAA
Penicillium verhagenii is the source of this 822-nucleotide messenger RNA. RefSeq names its product alpha/beta fold hydrolase. Bases 1 to 822 code for a protein of 273 amino acids. Lineage: Eukaryota; Fungi; Ascomycota; Eurotiomycetes; Eurotiales; Aspergillaceae. The record is from RefSeq and is a predicted model, not a curated record. The transcript has a single exon.